CGGCAAUACAAAUUGAAUAAAUGAAUAUUAAUUUUAUUCAAAACUGAUUAAAUUAUAUACAUUUAAAUGCCAACAAGUACAAAAUUAGGGCAUAAAGACUUUGUAGCAUGAUCCAAUAUAGACCUCAGGAAAUCCUAUGUAAAUUUACUGAAAAUAUGUUCUACUAAAUCCAGUAACAUUUACUUAUUAAACAUGCAUAAAAUAGGUUUACAUGUCCUUUGAAAUAAUUGGUUUUUAUUUGACUAAGUACACACAGAUUUAUACUACUCUGUAUCAUAAAGGAAGGUUAGCAAUUUCUUUUCUCAGGACCUAAGGUACCGGACCACAUGCUUGGUAACAUGAGAUAAUAAAGAUAAUACAAAAGCAGAUCCAUAAACUAUUUAUCACCUAGGCUACAUUUUCAAUCCGAUCCGACUAUGAGUUCAUCAGCUGCAAUGGAAUUCUAAUUUCAAGAACUGAAAGGUCACAAUUGAUCAAGAGAUUACUUCCUCUCAUUAGCUGAAAAUUAAGUAGGCCUUUUGGAUUAUCUUGCAAUUAAUCCACACAAAAAGGGAAUAAUCAGCAGCUAUAACAAUGUAUAGCUAUAUCCCUUGAACAUAUUGGACAGACUAUAGAGAAUGAGUUCUAAGACCACAAUACAAUCAGACUGGGAUGACUGUUUCCUUCCUUUGGCUCUGGUAGUCAACCCACCUUCUCUGUACCUAUUUAGGAUGCUCCUUUACAAAGGAAGAAAACCCAUAUCAUAGAGAAAUAAGGGGUGUCUAGACACACAUUUUCUCACACUGCAGUUAAGAGCUGUUGCAGUUGACUUCCUCUUGCUUCUAAUAGGACUAAAUUAUAAAUUGUGCCCUGUUUGCUUCAUAUAGGAUGCUGCUGUAGUUUAUUCUACAUCAAGAAAAAGAAUAGAAGCUAUUAAAGUUAAUAAUAAUAUGUUUUAAAUAUCAUUUCCAUGUUAUAAAUGCUGUCUUCUCAACAAGCAAAUAGCACAGGUAACAAAUUACCACAGAAGACAUGAAUUAUAUUUUACAAUUAUUUCCUUUAACAUUUAUAUGUAUUUAAUAUUUCUUGAAUUCAGAUGUACUUAUGGUUAGUACCUUGUUGGCUUUGUUUGGAUUUGAAAGUGAACCAUCAGACUUCCUUGGUACUUGAACGAUAGACACCAGAAAAUGCUAGAGCCACAGGUUAGAGUGGGGAGUAAGAGAACUCCCUUCUCUGGAGAAGAAAAUGGCAAGAAAACUGUUUGGAUAUAUCUAGAUUGUGAUCAGGAGCUGCGGUUUUACUUGAGGCCCUCUUUUUUAUUUUUAUUUUUUUUACUCCUGGUUAGGUACACACAGGACAGCUGCCUUAACUCUUCACACAUUUUUAAUAGGGACUUCAUACUUCAGACUCAUUGGGAGCCAGGCAGCAUACAAAUUUAAUAAAUAAAAUGCUGUCUGAUCAUCAAGCAGUUACCUAGUAAAAUGCUGAGUUAGAUGUUACUGACUAAAUAAAUACACAAGGGAUUUUAGUUCUGUAAUGUAGAGGUUAAAAGCAUCAGGGCUGAAUCCGGAAAACAGCGAGUUCCAGUCCUGCCUUCAGUACAAAGCUAACUCUGAAAUUUUGUACAGGUACCAGUCACUGUCUCAGCCAUGGGAAGAAGGCACGGGCAAACCACUUCAGAACACCUUGCCAAGAAAACUGCAGGACUUGGGCAACUGCCAGAGUCAAAAUUGACUUGAAGAUUGAUCCUAAAGAUUACAUGUUUUCUGGACUCAAGAAUGAAACAAUAGGACGUUUACCUGGGAAAGUUGCAGGGCAACAGUUUGUCAUUCAGGACUGUGAGAAUUGCAAUAUAUAUAUAUUUGAUCAUUCUGCUACAAUCACUGUUGAUGAUUGUACAAACUGCCAAAUCUUUCUAGGACCUGUAAAAGGCAGUGUAUUUUUCCGUGACUGCAAAGACUGUAAAUGUGUAGUGGCAUGCCAACAGUUUCGUACUCGAGACUGCAGAAAGAUAGAAGUAUUUCUGUGCUGUGCCACCCAACCCAUUAUUGAAUCUUCUACAGGUAUGAAAUUUGGAUGUUUCCAGUACUAUUAUCCAGAGCUGGCUUUGCAGCUGAAAGAUGCUGGGCUAAGCAUCUUCAACAACACAUGGAGCAAUAUCCAUGACUUCACACCAGUUUCAGGAGAAAAUAAUUGGGGUCUUCUAGCUGAGGAUGCUUUAGUUCAAGACUAUGUAGCAUUGCCAACUACUGAAGAACUAAAAGCUGUGAGGAUUUCAACUGAUGUCAACAGGAGCAUAAUUCCGGUAACACAGGGAGGACGGCAAAAAAAAAGUGAGGAAUCUUGCUUAGUAGUGUUUUUUGCUGGAGACUAUACAACUGCCAAUGCAAGAAAGUUAAUUGAUGAGAUGACUGGCAAAGGCUUUUGGCUGGUACAGACUAAAGAAGUUUCAAUGAAAGCUGAUGAUGCUCAGCGAGUGUUCCAGCAAAAGGCAUCUGAAUUCAUCCCUUUACUUGAAAAAGGUCCUGUUGUUGCUUUAGAGUUUAACGGAGAUGGUUCUAUAGCAGCCUGUCAAGACAUUGUUGUUAAUGUCUUCAGUGGAACUAAGGUUUUUGUAUCUGAGGACAAGUUGUCUGCUUCAAGAGAAGUAGACAGUUUCUAUAAUUUUGCUGAUAUGCAAAUGGGAAUGUGAAAGAAAAAAAAGCACCUUACUAAAAGAUGUCUACUUUCAUAGUUGAAUUGAGCAUUAGGUUUGUACAGCACUCUGAAUUAAGUGAAAUAUUUUGAGGUAAAAUAAGAGUUUAGCCUUUUCUUUAUAACAUUGAUUUCUCAAAUAACACUGUAAAAUUGAAGUAACUUCGUAAUCCCUCUUAACUGUGACUAUUUCUUUCCUGCAUGUUAUAUUUUAAUAUUAUAAUAUUUUCAGCUAUAAUGGUACACUAGAUAGAAGUAUAGAUGUUAGAAAGCUGGUGCAUAUUGAACAAUUUUUAUGUAUAUUUGUAUCUUUGGGUGAGCAUAAACUCGAUUUUGACCAUGGUAUGCUUUAUAAAACUGAACAACCAUUAAUAACAUUAAGUAUGUCCUGAAAUUUCAAAAAACUUCACACUGAAAUCAGUAUCAUUCAUAAGAUUUUAAUUCUGACUGAUUUGUCUCAUUUCUAUAAAAUCAGCAAAGAUGAGAAAAAUCAAUUAUUUUAACUUUUGCUCUCAAGUCCUAGGUUCAACAAUGGCUUUCAACAUUAGAUUAUGCUUGGAUGACAUAACAGUCCAAGAAGUGGCAUUUGUGGAAACAGGUGGGGCUUUGCUACGGCUUCUGACAAAUAUUUCCAGCAUAGGAAUUGUAUUGCUCUUGCUGCUGGAUCUCUGUGGGCAUACUGCUUUAGAUUUUUGUGAGGAGUUUAUCCAAAUAUAUUCAGUUCAUAAAUGCAGAUCUAAAAGAAGUGAACGUGACCUGCGCUUCUGACCUCCACUUUACUUAAUAUUCAACAUAAAAGGUUACAAACCUGCUUUUAGUUUAGAGUAUGUAUGACUCAGUUCUGUUUAUAUCUUGUCUGUAAAUUUCAAUUUUCAACCCUUCUGGUUUAGUUUGUACAUAAUGUUAAACCAGGAUUCUUUUAACCUAAUUGUUUGCCCUGAAUCCUUACAUGCAAAAAGAGGUUUAUUUCUGCAGCAAAGCCCUGUUUUAGUUUUCAAAUUCUGUGCUGUUAAAUUAUUCUUUCUUAGUUUGCACACUACCAAAGUCUUUUUCUGAUCCACAGAGAUGCAAGGUAACAGCAGCUAGAACAGCACCUCUUCCUACCUCUUUCUCUUUCUCAUUUUCUCAGAUAAUUUCUUCCUUUUUUCCAUGCUCAGUUCCUCUCCAAAUACCGGGCAGUGGUGGGUAUCAUAAACAGAUUUUGACUGCAGAAAGCUCAGCAUAACAUUAAGCAAAUGGUGAUUCUCAGUAAAUAUGUAAGGCAGAAUCCAGGCCACAGAGGAACUCUAAUUCAACAUCAAUAUCCACCCAUAAACAAAUAAAAACAAGCCCAAAUGCAGGCAUAUCACACAAGCCUGCUCCCCCCCAAAACCCAUACACAUAUUGAAUGACAUGAUCCUUUAAACUCAAAUAUAGGCCGCUCCAAAAUUUCCUCAGAAACGUAAUUAUGGUUAAAAUGAAGUGUGUACACAAAUCUUUCUUCAGUAUUUGAGAUACAUUACCUGAACCACUGAGGUGGUUUAGAAUGGUAAAAUAAAGAUUAUGAGAAUUAAAAAUUAAGAUGGUAAUGCAAUCAGUUUAUCACUUAUUCAGAAUAUAGCAAAAUGGCUCUUAGCCAUGCUGUAGCUGCAGGGGGCUUCCUUUAGUAAAUGUAAAUGUUGGUGCUUAAGGAUUAUACUGUAAAUUUACUGGUAUCUGUAAGACUGAUCUUUUACACAACUGUAAAAUGGAUUUCCUUUUGUGUAGUUAAUGUUCUAUAUGUAAAUAAUGGUUUCUUUCCUAUAUUAGCACUUUAUGUUGGAUAAAGACUUCGUACAGAAUUUUUACCUUAAAUUUAAAUUUUAACAGGAAACAACUAUAAGGGGAAAAAAGAGAGAAGAAAACUUCUGCAUUGUGCAGUGGACAGCCAAUUUGUCUAAUCAAUAGAGGCAUCUCAAACAUUUACUUGUUUUUAAAUUAUCAAAAUGGAAGGAUUCAUGAAUUAAUUUUUGAAUUGUUAUGUUUUAGAUUUGUUUAUGAAUGGAAUUUAUUGGUAUCAUAUAGAAUUUAAGAGGGUUUUGUAUGUUACAGCUUUUAUAUACAACUUGUCUAGCAUUUGUGAAAUGUGUUUUAUAAUAAAUACUUAAAUAAAAG
Molecule: messenger RNA, 4806 nt
Organism: Python bivittatus (Burmese python)
Lineage: Eukaryota; Metazoa; Chordata; Lepidosauria; Squamata; Pythonidae
Source: RefSeq, a predicted model, not a curated record